Anthonomus grandis grandis is the source of this 1846-nucleotide messenger RNA. Its product is annotated as peptidyl-prolyl cis-trans isomerase FKBP8-like. Gene Ontology annotation, molecular function: peptidyl-prolyl cis-trans isomerase activity; protein binding. Lineage: Eukaryota; Metazoa; Arthropoda; Insecta; Coleoptera; Curculionidae. Bases 257 to 1594 code for a protein of 445 amino acids. The record is from RefSeq and is a predicted model, not a curated record. The transcript has 8 exons.
CAUUUGAAAUUUUUUGUCAAGUUGACAUUCCAAAUUCCCGUCAAAAUCACAAAUAAUAUUUAAACUGCCUCUAAUUAUUUUAAUUGUUUAAAAGGCUUAAAAUUCAAGCGAAAUCCCCACAAUCUCGAAUAUUCCGCGCAUUUAACCAUAGAAUUUAUUGAUCUAUCGAAGAUCAAAGCAUCCGCAAAUCAACAAAAGUUAUAUUUUUCAAGACUUAAACACCGAUUUUUUCUUUUCCUUUAAGUAUAUUUUCAGAAUGUCUUUAUUAGACAAUGAGAAAUUGGAAUGUGAAAACUUCCUAGAAAAUGCAAAAAGUGACUAUAGCAUUGAAGAUGUCUCAAACAAACCUGCAUCGGAAAGCACUAAGCUUAUACUAGAUGAAAUUGCCUCAGAAAAACCAGUGGAAGCGUAUCAAGAUGACACUGACAAUUCAAAAGAUGAAGCUCUUGAUGACCCUUUGUCAGAAGAGACGGAGAGUUCUAGGGACAUAAAUAGUAUGGAAAAGGACCCGAUAAAGGAGGAGGAGGUGACGGAGAAUGACAAUCAGACACCUCAUGGGGGUGAUGGGGACCAAGCAGAUGAAAAAGAAGGCUGGCAGGAUGUAUUAGGUUCUGGAGUAAUCCUAAAAAAAAUACUCAGAGCAGGAGGAGCCGAAUUGAGGCCUAGUCGAUCUGAUAAGUGUAUAAUCAAUUAUACUAGUCGUCUGGAGGAUGCCGAUGAAGAAGACCUUGCCGAGAAAUUUGAAAAUUUGGAACUUAACUUAGGAGAAGGCGACGUUGUGCAAGGUCUAGAUGUGGCUAUAGGUCUAAUGAACAAAACGGAGAGAUGUCUCUUAAAAAUUGGGUCUAGAUUGGCUUAUGGAGAAAAGGGCUUGCCUCCACAUAUCCCGCCAAAUGCCACUGUAGUGUUUGAUGUAGAAUUAGUUGAUAUAAUGCCUGAAGAAGAUUGCGAAUCACUGACCUUAUUAGAGAGACAAAAAUUGGGAAACAAGAAAAGAGAAAGAGGAAACUGGUGGUACCAAAGAGGCGACAAUAGUUUGGCUAUUCAAUGUUACAGGAGGGCACUAAAUUAUCUAGACGAGGUUGAAAGUGAAGGAACGGAAGUAGAAAAACCUACAGACCAGGAGCUACAAAAGCUGCUAGAGGACAGACUGAAAGUUUUAAAUAACAUGGCUUCGGCACAGAUUAAAAUGGAACUGUACGAUCAGGCGCUGGUGUCUUUGCAGACCGUGUUGAGGUGUCAGCCUGAAAACGUAAAGGCCUUAUUUAGGAAAGCCAAAGUUCAUGUGGCAAAAAAUGAUCUUCCACAAGCAUUAAAACUGUUAGAAAAAGCGAAAUCUCUUGAACCGGAGGACCCCUUGAUCACUAAAGAAAUUAAUCAAGUCAGUGCCACCAUUAACAAACAGAAAAACUCUGAGCGGGAAUAUGCGAGAAGAAUGUUUGGAACGAGCCCGGGAGCUUCGGAGGGCAAAAAUAAUGCGGAUAAGGGCGCUGGAAAAUCUAAAGGCAAAAAGGUUCAACUUUGGGUCACCUUGGGAGCCACCGCUAUUAUCGGCCUGGCAGGAGUAGUAGCCUACAAGUUCAAAUAUCCUUAGACACGGAUCAUCCUAAAGAAGACUUAUUUUACUUUACUUAGUCCUACAGUUAUUUUGUUUUGUGUGGUACUGGUCACUAUUAUUAUUUUCUUGUGUGUUUGAGGCUAAAAAAGAAGAGUUCUCGUUAGUACUCAUGUACAGUGUUGACAGAUUGAUUGUUAUUAGAUAAUGUUGAUAAAUUUUUAACUCUUUCUUUUUUGGCCUGAGACUUUUUUUGUGUGAAUUAUUGGAUUAAAAUGAUAAUUUUCUGUA